Messenger RNA from Metarhizium brunneum ARSEF 3297, 1815 nucleotides. The record is from RefSeq and is a predicted model, not a curated record. Lineage: Eukaryota; Fungi; Ascomycota; Sordariomycetes; Hypocreales; Clavicipitaceae.
AUGGAGAAGAAAGCGUCUGCUGAACCGCCGGGCUACACGGAGCCUGUCUUGCACCACGACGAGCAACAGGGUCGCCGGGGGUCUGCCGCUCUCAACAUCAUUGAGAAUCCGCUCAAGCGCAAAUCAGAAGACGACAACGUCCGCGAUGCCAGGGCCUUUGCCGAGACACACGGCAUGUCUGAGCACGCCGGGCUCUUUGGCCGCGCCGCCCUGGUGGCCCGCGAUCCGCAGAGGUUCGAGAUGAUUUCGGAACUCGACGAGGAAGAGCGCGGCGCCCUGCAGUACGAGAGAGACCACAAGUGGCAUGGGCCCUUUAUGCUGUGGUACUCGAUCGGCCUCUGUGCCGUCGGGGCGGCGACCCAGGGAUGGGAUCAGACCGGUGCCAAUGGCGCCAACUUGUCCUUUCCCCAGGAAUUUGGCAUUGCCGGCGAGGGCAGAGACGAAUGGAUCGUCGGGCUGGUCAACUCCAUCAUCUUCCUCACCGCCGGCCUCAUCGGCGCCUUCAUCGUAGAUCCGCUGAACCACUAUCUGGGCCGCAGAGGCGAAAUCUUCCUCACGGCCGCCUGUCUCACGGCAACGCCCAUCGGGUCUGCCUUUGCCAAGUCGUGGCAGGGCCUCUUCGCCGCGAGGUUCGUCAUGGGCAUCGGCAUCGGCGCCAAGAACGCCACGGUGCCCAUCUACUCGGCCGAGAUGGCCCCGGCCAGGACUCGCGGCGCCCUCGUCAUGUUCUGGCAGCUCUGGGUCGUGGCCGGCAUCUUCCUGGGCUUCGCGGCCAACGUCAUUGUCAAGGACGUGGGCGACAACGCCUGGCGCCUGCAGUUCGGCUCGGCCUUCAUCCCGUCCUUUGUCCUCAUGUUGGGCAUCUUCUUCUGCCCCGAGUCGCCGCGGUGGCUCAUGAAGCACGGCAAGCACGACGAGGGGUUCCGCUCCAUGCUGCGUCUCCGAGCCCAUCCCAUCAUUGCGGCGAGGGACUUUUACUACUCCCACGUCAUCUACGAGGAGGAGAAGAAGGAGGCCCGUGGCGCUGGCUACUUCUCCCGCUUGUGGGACUGCUUUGCUGUUCCUCGGAUCCGGCGCGCAAACUAUGGUGCCUCUACCGUCAUGAUAGCGCAGCAAAUGUGUGGAAUCAACAUCAUCUCCUUCUACAGCUCAUCCAUCUUUGAGAGCGUCGGCUACUCGGCCACCGAGGCAUUGUACGCGUCCCUCGGAUACGGAGCUGUCCAAGUCGUGGCCACCAUUCCUACUCUCUUCCUUAUUGAUACCAAGGGGCGAAGGACCCUGACCAUGAUCACCUUUCCUCUCAUGUGUAUAUUCCUCCUGGCUGCCGGCCUUUCGCUGCUCCCCAAUGGUGCUUACCAUAUUACUGCUCAAGGCGAUCAGAACCCUGCCGGCGACAUGAGAUCCCGCGGGGCGAGAAUCGGACCUGUCGUGUUGUUCGUCUACCUGUUUACUAUUUGCUACUCCCUGGGUGAGGGACCAGUUGCCUUCCAGUACUCGGCCGAGGUCUUUCCCACGAUUCAGCGUGAGCAGGGAAUGGCUUGGGCUGUCUGCAUCAACAACACCUUUGUUGGUUUCUACGCUGGCCUCAACCUUGUUGCUUGGGUCAUGAUAUUCUGCUUCGUGCGGGAAACCAAACAACUAACUCUGGAAGAGCUGGACCAGGUCUUUUCGGUCCCGACCAAGAAAUUCAUACAUUACGAGGCCACCGUGUGGCUUCCGUGGUUUAUCAAGCGAUAUGUCUUCUUCCAGAAGAUCCCUCGCCCUCCUCCCCUCAUCGAGAAGGCGGAAAGGGACGGUGCCAUCAAGGACGCGUAG